AUGAUCAGGCCGCUGCCCGACGAACGUCCACGACAAAGUGUUGCAAAUCUCAUCGGUAGAUUCGAACAGCAAAACAAACGACAGUCGAUAUCUGCCAGUCCAGCUCGCAGCUCAAGUGUUGUUUCGCAUAACACGGGUGAUUCAGCCAAGGAGGAGGUAAAGGAGAAGCGGGACUGGCCUCCGACUCGGUCCACGACAUCGUACACGACUAGCCCUUCUUCGUCGUGGAUUAAGCCUCAACCGUCGGCUCUGAAAUCGUCGUCUUCGACGAGUACGGUACCGAUCUCGACAGCUAUAGAUGCCCCGGUGUCUCCCGAGCAUUCUGAUCCCAAGAGCCCUUUACCAUCGAAGCCAGUGCUUAAGCAGAGCCCAGCACCAUCAUCUUACAAGUCUCCUGCCAAGGCGUUGACGCCGAAAGCAUCACCCGGCGGGUUGGCAUCGAUAUCGACUCCGUUGAAGCCACAGCAUACAGGCCAAUCUACUACAUCAACAACGUCUUCUGUUCGGAAGACGGUACCCAGGACUAGCACUGCUACUGCUGCUGCACGUGCCAAGACACCGUCACGUCUCAACCAACGUUCGAAGACGCCUCCACGCAGUACUGCUUCUACUACUCCCAGAGCGAGAACGCCAAGCACUGUACGUCCUGGGUCAGGCUUGUUCGCGCCUACUGCAGCUUCGUUAGCUAGGGCGCGAGAUGCCCAGGCUCCUGCUCCGACGCCGAAGAAGAAGACGGUAUUGUCGAGCGCGGUUGCUGAUAGGCUGAACAAACCUACUGCUGCGUCCGCGAGUAAGGCUCGUACACCUGCGGUUGUGCCUUCCAGGGGUAAGCCUGCGACUCGUGGGGUUAUGAAGCCCAAAUUGCCUUCGUCGGGUAGUCCGAGGGUGGUGAAGAAGGACGGUGUAAAAGGGGCUGCGGCUGGAGCAGCGGCUGUCGUCGCUGUUGCUGCUGCUGUCGAGGGCGUUCCAGACGAGGUCGUUGAUGAGCACGCGGAGACGAACGGCCACGUUACAGAGGCUUCUGCUGAGCAGGUACACGAGGACGCAGCUGGCCGUCAUGAAGAAGUCCAGAAUGAGGCGGAAAUCCAUACCGAACCGGAAGCGCAUGUCGAGACGGAGGAUCGCGAAGAUGCAGAUGCAAACCACGAUGAAGCGGUGCCAGUUGAUACCCCAGAAGCGACUGUAGAGAUCGAACCUCAGAAUCCCACGUCGCCCGAAGGUGUUUCAGUCACUUUGCCUGAUGUAGAGGAAGGGUCCGCGGGAGAACGGACGCCUGUUGCUGAAAAGCACUCUCACGAAGGCCUUGUUGAGCGGGAACAUGUAUCCGAAGAUCCUCCUGAAGAGACGCACCCUUCUGUUGGCAAUGAUCUUGAAGACAUCGUUAAUCUACUGGAAUCGACGUCGCGUCCAGUUAGCAUCGUUAGCAUCCCCGACGAUGUGGUCGAUAUCCCUGAUGAGUCGGAGUAG
Desarmillaria tabescens is the source of this 1467-nucleotide messenger RNA. RefSeq lists its product as uncharacterized. The coding region runs from base 1 to 1467 and encodes 488 amino acids. NCBI's taxonomy places the organism in Eukaryota, Fungi, Basidiomycota, Agaricomycetes, Agaricales, Physalacriaceae. The record is from RefSeq and is a predicted model, not a curated record. The transcript is spliced from 2 exons.